Staurois parvus is the source of this 686-nucleotide messenger RNA. The record is from the annotation of a GenBank genome assembly. Lineage: Eukaryota; Metazoa; Chordata; Amphibia; Anura; Ranidae.
AUCUGGCUCAAUCCUACUGUCUGUGAUGCUGCACAGUCCCACUUCUCCUUCUGUAUGUUGGAUGGAAUUCUGACUAUGUUGUUCUGUAUGUAUGGACUCUGCACAGUAGGACUUCUUGUCCUGGAUGCUGGGUGUAAUUCCCUGUAUCUGUCUUUAUCCUGUAUGUAUGGACUCUGCACAGUCCCACUUCUCCUGUCCCAAAUGCCAGGUGGAAUUCUCAGUAUAUCCUGUAUGUAUGGACUCUGCACAGUCCCACUUCUCCUGCCCAGGAUGCCGGGUGGAAUUCUCAGUAUGCUCUGUAUGUUUGGACUCUGUAGUCCCACUUCUCCUGUCCCAAAUGCCAGGUGGAAUUCUCGGUAUCUGUCUUUAUCCUGUAUGUAUGGACUCUGCACAGUCCCACUUCUCGUCCCAUAUGCCGGGUGUAAUUCUCUAUCUAUUCUGUGUAUACGGACUCUGCGCAUUAAUAUGUUGGGUAAUCAUUUUUGGAUUUGUUUUUUGUGUUUCUAGAGUUGCAGUGCUCUGCUUGACUCUUCCGCAUCUUGUGCAUGCUCAGCCUUUACCGGAGAGUCUACCACCUGGUAAGUUGUCAUCACUCUAAGAAACCCAAAUGGUGUUAACAGCUCAAUGUGCAUAGUAUAGCAUUGCUGCCUGAUUUUCAAGUGCCUGUCACAUUAUCUGAAAUAUGG